CUAUUUACAGUGAACGCAGGUUUCUGUCCUCGGAUUGAACGCGUUCUUUGGCGACUCGAACUCGCCGGCUCUCGGACGGGCUCGGAUCUCGAAGCACUAGGUCACGGCACCCUGAUAGAUCUCCAGUGUUUGCUCAGUAGGACACGUGCGUGCGGCGGAGGCGUCACGCACCUUCCAAGAGCUCUUAAAGUCAAAGUCGAAGUAACGUUACCUUCCGGGAAGCCGCGGAUCAUAUCGAGACGCAUUCGAGGCGUUUCAGGGAUGGAGGAAACCCCAGCCAAUGAGAAGUCUUGUCAGACGGAUGAGAUCUCAGGUGAGGCCGCUGUGCCCGGGCCUGACCACGCGAGCAAGACGCUAGGUAAACUUCUGCCUUCUGCCUGUUUACCACUCUUAAUCUAUUCCACAGAACCUGGAGAUCCUCCUCUGCUACAAACACCGCUGCUGACCUCCAAAUCUGGCAUCCAGCAGAUCAUUGAAUGUUUCCGCACAGGUACUGCACAGCUGAAACACAUCCUCCUCAAAGAGGUGGACACCAUCUUUGAAUGUAAACACUGCCGCAGUCUCUUCCGUGGCCUUCCCAAUUUGAUCAAACACAAGGAAAUUUAUUGUUUCACUCGAAUGCCUGAACCUGAUGGCCCUUCUGGAGAUGGCAAGAAGACCGUAAAAGAACUUCUUGAGGCUAUCUAUCCCCGAUCUGAUAAAGAAGAAUAUAUACUGAAACUGGAGCCCAUUGCUGGUAACCAGAAUGCUGUGUACCAGUACCUCUCCAAAGAAGAUGACCUGCCACCUUCAUCUCAGAGCCCAAACCACACGACCACAGACAGCUGGAGACACUACCACUCCAAGGAGAGCCAGGAGCCGUACUCGGAGGAGGCCCAGUUAGAAGAAGAGGAGAACAAUUUUUCAGAUGACGAAGAUGAGAAUGAGAACAUGGAGAAAGGAGAGGACGAUGCAGAAAAGGGGCAUCAGGAUAGUGAAGAACCUGAGGAGACAUCAGAAGAAACUUGUGACAAAGACCUGGCCCCAUGCAAAUGCCUCAUUUGCAACAGGACUUACAGAGUUCGAGGCCAUCUAAGAAGACACCUACGGACUGUACACAAGAUUGUAUCUUCUGGCUCCAAAACCAACUCCAGUGAUUCCAAGAAAAUGCCCGACGGUAAAGCUCCAGACACUCCCAGCAGUAGUCCCAGCUCUUUGUCUGACAACCAGAAGAGCCCAAAAGAGGACAAGGUCUCGUCCAAGCCUCAAUUCUCCAUAGGCUUUGACUUUAAGACACGCUUCUGCAAGCUCUGCAGGCGCACCUUCAGCUCCGUGCAGAACCUGGAAAAACACAUUGAGCUGCACACGGAUAAUGGCACGGACUUCUUUGUCAAGUUUUACUGCUGUCCGCUCUGCCGCUACAAGACGCGCCGCAAGAGGGAUGUGUUACGCCAUCUCUCAGAGUUACACAAGAAGAAAUCGUCCUACCUGAGCAGGAUCUCCCAGUCGCUGGAGAGCUACUCCGUCAAGAAGCCAGCUGAGGUCGUGUUGAACAAAGAAGAGGAGAUAGUUCAAGGUCAACAAGAAGAAGCGGAUGUCCACCUCACCCACACUUCACCGUAUCUGACACGCAGGAACUUGUCUCCAAAAGCUCCUGGCAUAAUUGGAAAAAAGGCCAACAAAAAGAAGCUUCACAACGAGGAAGUGAGCCAAAACAAAAAAUUAAAGCCUAGUAGCCCAAAAGGGAGUGCUACCAAGAAAUCCCUGCACGUGUGCAACAUCUGUGGGCAGAGCUUUAAAAAGACAAGAUACCUAGGGUUGCACAAGAGAAGCCACCUGAAGUCUGCAAUCAGGAGCGGAGGAAUCAGAACGAGAUCCAAGGUCAUGCUUUGAUGUCUCCUGACAGCGAACUGGACUUGCAGCAAUUGUGGAAAGACCGUGAGAGUCACAAAGAACAUCAGAGCCGCUAAACAAGCAACGAUACAGUGCUGUGUUAAAUGAGUUAAAUCAUAAGUGGGGUAUAAGAAACCCUCAGAAAUGUGUGUUUGGGCUUUUAGGAGCUUCUCCAUCAUCCGCGCGGGAGGCCGUAUGUCAGUGUAACGGUACAAUGUUUUCAGCUGCGCUCUAUUAACCAUUUAUGAGGGCUUCUGACCAUUCUCAGGUAUGAGAGGAAAUACGUAUGCUUUCCAUUUCCCCGCUGCCAUCAAUAAGAUUUGACAUUUCCAUCCAGAACUAAGUAGACGUUUGUUCCAGGAUCUCGUUGUAGCAGGUUUAGCCUCGGGUGGAGCUUCAAGGCACACACGCUCUUGGUGAGAGGGUACUGAACGUCGACUGUUGACACCCAUCAGGCUCAUUGGCAUUCAGUGCAGUCGUACGGAGGAAGCUUCUUUUCUGUUUCUCUGAAAACGGUGGACACUGAAGACCACUUGAACUUGAGCUUCUACUUCAGUUAUAUUAAGGGGAAGGAAUCUUUUAUGUUUGAUCUGGGGAAGAUAAGCAGUUGCCCUUAUAUGAACUGCAGGCCGACGUUAAAUGCUUUCCGUGAAAAUUUUAGUUGCCUUUCUGCUGCAUUAAUCAGUUUUAGAUGCUUCUUUCGUUAUAUUUCUCUCCUCAUUUGUCAGUUAACAUUUUACAGAAAGCUUAAAAGGCCUUCACAAGCAUUCACUGCAAAUCCAAGUUUCUUUUUUUUAGCCUUCCGGAGGCUUGACGGAUGCAAGUUGGUAGAAGUUUUAUUUCUUAUUGUUGAAUUGAAUGCAUUGACCAACAAUAAACUGAGAAAGCGACUACGUG
This is a messenger RNA of Puntigrus tetrazona (Sumatra barb), 2769 nucleotides long. RefSeq names its product zinc finger protein 800b (gene znf800b). The transcript has 6 exons. The record is from RefSeq and is a predicted model, not a curated record. The coding region runs from base 262 to 1872 and encodes 536 amino acids. NCBI's taxonomy places the organism in Eukaryota, Metazoa, Chordata, Actinopteri, Cypriniformes, Cyprinidae.